Molecule: messenger RNA, 1464 nt
Organism: Eucalyptus grandis
Lineage: Eukaryota; Viridiplantae; Streptophyta; Magnoliopsida; Myrtales; Myrtaceae
Product: putative F-box/LRR-repeat protein At3g18150
Exons: 3
Coding region: 1-1464 (487 amino acids)
Molecular function (GO): protein binding
Source: RefSeq, a predicted model, not a curated record
AUGGCCAGGAUCGAGUUCUCCGCCAAUCCAACUCCCCUACAGAAACGUCCACGACCAACUCCUCCUUCCGAUCAAGAUGGAACCCGACACUCGGUGGAUUACAUCAGCGAUUUGCCGGACGCCAUAAUCCUUCAUAUCUUCUCCUUCUUGACCACAAAAGAGGCCAUCAAAACCAGUAUGUUGUCCAGGCAAUGGCGGUCUAAGUGGACUGCUAAUCCACAUAUAUCUUUCUCUAUGCCCUUCUGCUAUGAUUUUAUGAAGAUCCAGAAUUUCUUGGCUUUCAUGAGAGAGGUGCGGUUACGCUGCACCGCAGUCAAGGUGAAGAGCUUCCUCUUAGAUUUUGCUUGUCUCGCCUCCUCCUUCCCCCAGAGACGAAGGACUCGCAGGGGGAACAGCUCUGCUAUUGUUAUUGCGCCUGUCAUUAAUAGUUGGCUCCACUUCGCUGUCGGACACAACGUCGAAGAGGUGUCGAUCACCCUGCGCAAUGACAACAAUUAUCAGUUGCCGCAGCUCCUUUUCCGCUGCCCUACGCUGGUGAGUCUUCACGUGUGCCAUUGCCGUAUUUCGAUGAUGGUUGCCGUGAAGUGGCCUUCGCUGAAGAGAUUGUGCAUUAGUGAUACGACGUUGAUGGAUGAUGACAUGAUGAGAGUUUUGAAUGGCUGUCCUGUUCUAGAGUUCUUUGAGUUGAAAGCCUGUUGGGGCUUCAAGCACAUCAAAGUUGAAUCAAGAUUUUUGAGAGAGUUGGUGAUUGAUUAUCGUGAGAUUCGUAAUGAUCAAGCUUCGAUCCUGAAAAUUUCGGUUCCUCAUCUUCUUAAAUUGCGCCUAUCGGGUGAUUCUAUGUUCAAAGUAGAUCCAAUAUCUUCCUUGGUUGAGGCUGACUUAAAUUUCAAGGUGCUGUCGUCAACAGACGCGAGAGAACUGUUUCUUCCAUCCUUAGAAUGUCGGCAUCUGAUGCUCCACGUCGCAGCGGACCAUGUGGGAGCUCCCCAUAUAGUGAAAAUACUCGAAAGUUCGCCCCACCUGGAGAAGCUGUUCUUACAGAUGACUUGCACACCCACUUUUUGGCUCGUUGGCGACCAGAAUGUUGGCCGUAGCAACUUUGAUGCAGAAGAAUUUCGGAAUCCUGCAAAGGGGAGGGUCUACCAGUGUCUGAUGCUUCUCAAGAAUGUCAAGAUUGUCGAUCCCGGUGCCAAUUGUCAGGCGUGGGAACCUGUUCUUUCCCUGCUCGACUUUCUCCUCCAGAACGCACCCUCGCUUGACAAAAUAGAGAUCAACAGUUACAAUUCCGGAGUGUCCAGGGCAGUUGAACCGUGGGUGCUGCUCGAAGUGGUUCAGAUGAUUCUGUCGCACCCAAAUCGUUCUCCCAGCUUGAAGGUCAUUCUUCGUCAUCCCUCCCAAGGAUGCCCUUCUUCAAGCGUGCUUAAAUGUGAUUUUUACGUUAGCCCGGAUGCCGUCUUCUCGUGA